AUGUUCUUUAGCGGCGUAAGCAAAGAUCAGCGGGCCCAGCAAGGAGUGGCGAUUUUAGUUCGGAACGACUUACGUAAAUGCAUAACUUCUUGGGAACCGAUCAACGAACGAAUCGUCAAAAUGAACGUUACUGUGUAUGGUCAUAAGAUAACCCUCCUUGGAGUGUAUGGUAUCAACGAUGAUGCGCCAGUGGCAGCUAAAGACCAGUUCUUUGAGCUCCUGAACGAUGAAAUCUUAAAAGUUGGAACCUCAAGGGAAGUUAUCGUCUUAGGCGAUUUGAAUGGAAGAACAGGACACCGGAUUGAUUGCAAGGUCGUUGGUCCAUUCGGUGAAGAUGUGGUCAAUGACAACGGGAACCGCAUCAUCGAAGUCUGUGAGCAAAACGAGUUAAAAAUCUUAAACGGAUUCUUUCAACAUCGGGAUAUUCAUAAGUAUACGUGGGUUCAACGUACUCGAGACUUAAGAUCCAUCAUCGAUUAUGCGAUAACAAACCAAACAACGAAGAUAAAGGUUCAACAGGUGAAGGUGUGCCGAGGGUUAUCUUGUGGCAGUGACCAUCAUUUCCUCAAAGUAGAAAUAGCUUUUCCUGUUAAAAGUUUCCCACAUAGCGUGCAUCAACAGCAGCAGCAGCAACAGGGAGAGAAGGUCCAGCCAGUAAGGUAUAACAUCGAUAGUCUGCACCACCAAAGUGUCAAGGAUCUCUAUAGGAAGCGGUUAAAUGAAAAACUUGAUGAAAAACAGGAUUUCUGUGAUGGUGUCAAGUAA
Molecule: messenger RNA, 765 nt
Organism: Bemisia tabaci
Lineage: Eukaryota; Metazoa; Arthropoda; Insecta; Hemiptera; Aleyrodidae
Source: RefSeq, a predicted model, not a curated record